Messenger RNA from Molossus molossus (Pallas's mastiff bat), 1380 nucleotides. RefSeq names its product PNMA family member 3 (gene PNMA3). The record is from RefSeq and is a predicted model, not a curated record. Gene Ontology annotation, molecular function: nucleic acid binding; zinc ion binding. Lineage: Eukaryota; Metazoa; Chordata; Mammalia; Chiroptera; Molossidae.
AUGCCGUUGACCCUGUUGCAGGAUUGGUGUAGGGGGGAACAUCUGAACACCCAGAGGUCCAUGCUCAUCCUGGGGAUUCCUGAGGACUGUGAUGAGGAUGAGUUUGAGGAGACUCUUCAGGAGGCUCUUAGACACCUGGGCAGGUAUAGUGUCAUUGGUAGGAUGUUUAGGAGGGAGGAGAAUGCUCAAGCAUUUCUCCUGGAGCUUGCCCAAGAUAUCGACUAUGCUUUGAUCCUCAGGGAAACACCAGGAAAGGGAAGGCCUUGGGAAGUGGUGGUAAAACCUAACUCAGAUGGUGAAUUUCUCAAUAGACUGAACCACUUCUUAGAGGAGAGGCGGACAGUGUCAGACAUGUACAGAGUCCUUGGAUCAGACAUCAAUUGACCCACUCCCAGAGUGGCCAUAUCACCUGAUUUCUGGACUUGGGCCCAGACCCUGGGGGCAGUAGUGCAGCCUCUGCUAGAACAAAUGUUCUACCAAGAACUAAGAGUGUUUUCUGGGAGCACUGCCAUCCCAGGGGCGUUGGCCUUUGAAGCCUGGCUUGAGCACACCACUGAGGUGCUACAGAUGUGGCAGGUACCUGAGGGGGAAAAGAGGCGGAGGUUGAUGGAAUGCUUGCCGGGGCCUGCUCUGCAGGUGGUCAGGGGGCUCCGUGCCCACAAUGCUGCCAUAACUGUGGAGGAGUGCCUGGCAUCCCUGCAACAGGUGUUUGGACCUGUGGAGAGCCGUAAAAUUGCCCAUGUGAAGUUUUCUAAGGCCUACCAAGAGGCAGGGGAGAAACUCUCUCGUUUCGUGUUACAGUUGGAACGCCUGCUCCAAAGAGCUGUAGAAAAUGCGGUAUCACGAAGGAAUGUGAAUCAGACUCGCCGGGAACAAGUCUUAAGUGGUGCCAACCUUACUGACAAACUUCGAGACAGGUUUAAGCUGAUGAAACAGUGAAGGAAACCUCCUGGUUUCUUGGCACUGGUGAAGCUGCUGCGUGCGGAGGAGGAAUGAGAGGCUACGGUAGGUCUUGAGAGGGAGAGUCUGGAUGGCUUUGAAGCAGGCAUAAGGUCACCUGCCAGAGCCAGUGGUUUCCGAGCAGUGUCUUUUCCUGGCCCUGGCAACAUUCUACAGGCCAGGCCUUCCCAAAGUUCCCGGCAUAGGAGGGGCAGAGGCCAACACCGCAGGAGGUGUGUGCCAAGGGCUGACUCUCGAAGUUUAGGAAAAUAGAAACACCACAUAUUCUGCUAUAGUUGUGGAGAAAAUGGCCACAUCAGCGCACAAUGUAGCAACCCUCCAAACCUUCUCUUGGUAAAGCAGAUGAGACAGGCUGCAAUAGAGUCCGGAAAUGGUGACUGGACCUGGGGAAAGAGCCAUCCCAAGCCCAAGGCUAAAUAG